AUGCCUCCACGUAGGGUACCUACUCGCAGUAACCCGCAAGGACCCGAGGACAUACAAGGCCAGAUUAACACCUUACGGGACACCAUUACCCAGAUGCAGACUAAUGCAGGGGAAAUGUUUCAGAAUAUUUUGAAUGAAAUCAGGCGCCACCCUCACAACGCGACCAAUAAUAAUAACGUCGCAAGUGGCUUAGGCACUGGAGGAGCCGGUAGUGGUGGACCCCAACCGCUGCCAGAACAUGGAGCGGCUGGCCGAAAUAAUCAAGAUCUGUUGCUGACGUUUAGGAAGCACAAGCCGCCCUCCUUUCAAGGAGGACACGAUCCAAUAGUAGCUGUGCAGUGGCUACAAGCCAUGGACAAAAUAUUCAGAGCGGUUCAAUGCACCGAUGAUCAAAAGGUGCUGUUCUCAGUGUAUAUGUUCAAAGGAGACGCCCAUCAUUGGUGGGCUAAUGCGUCCCAACCCUUGGUGAUGCAAAAUGUGGCAAUUUCGUGGGCCAUGUUCGAAGAAAUGUUCUUGGAGAAGUAUUUCCCGAUGUCAAUCCGGGUUAGCAAGCAAGGCGAGAUUGAUCGACUCGUGCAAGGAAGCAUGACGGUGGAUCAGUAUCAUGCUAAAUUCAACGAACUACUCCGACUGGCAACUUACCGAGGAACUAUGCCCAUGCCAGACUUUCUGGCAACAAAAUUUCAAAGGGGUUUAUCCGCUAGGAUUGCGGAACUGGUAGCUGGCAACGACCCCUGUGACCUAGCCCCCCUGGUGAACAGAUGUAGAAAGGUGGAAGCAAUAGGAUUGCAAGCAAGGAAGCCUGCAGAGACCAGCGGAUCUGGAACCAAAGCUCCGAUGGCUAAGAAUGGACAAUGGAGAGGAAAAUGCGGAGGCAGACCGUGGAAGCCUAGGCAUGAUGGUAACAAGUUCAAGAGGCCCGGGAAUCCUCGAGGAAAUGGAAACAGGGCUCCUAAUUGCCCCAAAUGUAAGAAGGCCCAUUUCGGCAACUGUUUGAAUGGGUCGACACAAUGUUACAAGUGCGGCCAAGAAGGACACUUCAUCAAAGAUUGUCCACAAUGGGGAGAACAACAGACAGCCGCUGAGGCGCCAAGAGUGGGCAGAGUUUAUACGUUGGAUCAACAUGUGGCGGACCAGGCGGCCGAACUAGUUAAAGGUACGAUCAAUAUAUGUGAUGAAGAACUAUCUGUUUUAUUUGACUCUGGUGCGACCAAUUCCUUCAUUGCUGAUUAUGUGGGAAAAGCCUUUAACCUAACUAUGAGCCCAAUGCAAUCCCCUAUGCAAGUCACCUCUGCGACGGGGGAAGUGACAGUGUCUCACUUCAUGUGUAGAAGUGUAGAAUUCAGAUACAAAGGAAAGAAGUACAACCAAGACUUCAUAAUCCUCCCCUUAGCCAAACUGAACCUGAUUUUGGGAAUGGAUUGGCUGGCCAAACAACACGUACUAAUUGAUUGUAGCAGCCGAAGUAUAAUAGUCGGCGGGGACAUGAUGGGGACUCCACUCCCCAAUACUCCACCAGUCGAAUCAGGAGAUUGCACUUUCAUGCUAAUAGCCGGUCUAGUAGGUGCGAGCGAGAUACCGUUGAUGAACAUUCCCGUGGUCAAAGAAUUCGAGGAUGUAUUUCCUGACGACAUUACCACCUUUCCCCCUGAAAGGGAAGUGGAGUUUUCUAUUGAACUUAUUCUCGGGACUGGACCAAUCUCAAUUGCACCCUACCGUAUGUCUCCCCUUGAAUUGGUAGAAUUGAAGAAGCAAUUAGAAGACCUGCUAGGGAAGAAUUUAAUCUGA
This is a messenger RNA of Gastrolobium bilobum, 1788 nucleotides long. RefSeq lists its product as uncharacterized. Gene Ontology annotation, biological process: proteolysis. Gene Ontology annotation, molecular function: zinc ion binding; aspartic-type endopeptidase activity; nucleic acid binding. The record is from RefSeq and is a predicted model, not a curated record. Lineage: Eukaryota; Viridiplantae; Streptophyta; Magnoliopsida; Fabales; Fabaceae. The transcript has a single exon. The coding region runs from base 1 to 1788 and encodes 595 amino acids.